UAUUUAAUAUCUAUCUAUUUAUUAGUUAUUACUUUAUAUCACGAAAACUAAGCUUUGAUAGUUUGAUAAUUUUCACUCUUCAGUGAACUAACUACAACUAUGUACACUGUCUAAUGGAUAUAAAUUGUAUUUAAUUACACGAUUACAGCAAUACAAUCGUAAUAUAUUAUACAAUUUGCAGUACUUAUUAAAAAAGUUUUUAAAUAUAUAACCAUGGCUUUUCGAAUUUUAUCGAAAUGUCGUUUAUUCAAAAAUAUUUCAACCACAUUAAAUACUAAUAUAAGAUCAAACGGUAUUCAUGUUUCAACUGUUCAUCGUGAUUUAAUGGAAUUUUUUGAUGAUAAAAAAAAUUGGGGUGCUGAACAGAUAAAAGUUGGAAGAUCGUGGACAAAAGAUGAGUUGCGAAUUAAAAGCAAUCAAGAUUUACAUAAACUUUGGUAUGUGUUACUGAAAGAACGCAAUAUGUUGUUAACAAUGGAACAAGAAUGCAAAGCUCAAAUUGAAUUAUUCCCUAAUCCAGAACGUAUUGAUAAGGUUGAAGAAAGUAUGAACAAUUUAGAAACAGUUGUGCGUGAACGUAAUGAAGCUUAUUACAAAUUAGAAGUUGGAGAAUCUGCAGAAAGACCUGGACAAUUAGUUACUAAUUUAUUAGGAUUGAAUUUUUUUUAUCGUAAAUUUGAACACUUAAUUCCAAAAUUUUUGAAUAAGAAAUGGAGAAAUAGACAUACAUUUAAUAUUGUUAAUGGAAACAUUGAGAAAUUCCAAAGGUUGUACAGAGAAAAAUUACAUAAUGCUAAUAGAAAAAGUAGAAACCGUGAUCGUAAUCAUGUGAUGCAUCUGAUGAAACGAUAUCCAAAUUUGGACAUGGAUGCUGUCAAACAACAAUAUCCAUCAGUAGACAUUGAAAAAAUAAAAAACUAUCAUAAAGUUCGAGGUCAUUACGUGCCUUAA
Melanaphis sacchari is the source of this 951-nucleotide messenger RNA. RefSeq names its product 39S ribosomal protein L47, mitochondrial (gene mRpL47). Bases 214 to 951 code for a protein of 245 amino acids. Gene Ontology annotation, biological process: mitochondrial translation. Gene Ontology annotation, cellular component: mitochondrial ribosome; mitochondrial large ribosomal subunit. The record is from RefSeq and is a predicted model, not a curated record. NCBI's taxonomy places the organism in Eukaryota, Metazoa, Arthropoda, Insecta, Hemiptera, Aphididae. The transcript is spliced from 7 exons. Gene Ontology annotation, molecular function: structural constituent of ribosome.